This is a messenger RNA of Auanema sp. JU1783, 468 nucleotides long. Lineage: Eukaryota; Metazoa; Nematoda; Chromadorea; Rhabditida; Rhabditidae. The record is from the annotation of a GenBank genome assembly.
AUGGCUCCAACUGCUGUUAACGGAACUCCUUCCCCUGAACGUGCUUUCAGCUAUGCUGAUGCUGCGAAAAAAUCAUCGGAUUCAACUGGCGGUAGGGACCAUUCUCCUUCAGAAUCGGCUAAGCCGAACUCUCACCACAACGACAUUUCCUCAAAAGCGGUAGAAAUUGUAGGCUCACAAGGAAGUUCGGGUGCUGAAAUUCCCAAUGGAACUGCUUCCUCAACAGGCUUAUCGUUCUUUUAUGAUGAGAACGAAGCCACAAAUACGGAUCAUAAACCUUCAGAAGAUAAUGCGUUUGUGUUGAACUUGGGUGGUAAAACCGUCCGGUUUGCGAAAGGGUUGGCUGCAAAUAAUGUGGAGCCUAAUCAACGUCAUUUGUCAAUGAUAGAGCUGAUGACGCAACGAUGGGAAUCCUUCCUCAAAGGGCCAGCACCUAUGCAUUACACCGCAAAACCUUCUCCGGUAUAA